AUGGCGACCAACUUCCCAACUGACCAGGCCAUUGUCGUCGGCGGCGGUCUGGCUGGCGUCUCAGCUGCCAACACCAUUGUCGAGUGCGGCGGACGCGUAGUGCUGCUUGACAAGUCGUCCUUCUGCGGAGGCAAUUCUACGAAGGCGACCAGCGGGAUCAACGGUUCCGACACGAAGUCGCAGAGGGCGAAGGGCAUCCAGGACAGCAAGGAGCUUUUCACCUCGGACACGCUGAAGGGCGGGGCCAAGAAGCCCGAGUUGGUCGAGGUGCUCUGCGGCAACAGCGGCGCGGACGUGGAGUGGCUGAUGGACUCGUUCGAUCUGGACCUGUCGCUGCUGGCGCGGCUCGGCGGCCACUCGGCACCAAGGACGCACCGUGGGGCCGAGCGGUUCCCCGGGAUGACCAUCACCUACGCCCUGAUCCAGAUGCUCGAGAAGCUCAGCGAGCGCACGGACCUGGCGCGCAUCAUCACCAAGGCGUACGUGAAGGAGCUGCUCACUGACGGGAACGGCCGCUGCGUCGGCACCCUGUACACGAAGGGCGGCGAGACCUUCCGCGAGCACGGCCCGGUGAUCCUGUGCACGGGCGGCUUCGGUGCCGACUUCUCGGGGAGCGGCUUCCUUGCGCAGUACCGCCCCGACCUGCUGCACCUGCCCACGACCAACGGCGAGCACUGCACCGGUGACGGCAUUCGCAUGGGCCAGGCAGCGAUCAGUAGGUUGGCGGACCUCGAGUGGGUCCAGGUGCACCCGACCGGCCUGGUGAAGCCGGACGAUCCGGACGCGAAGAUCAAGUUCUUGGCGGCGGAGGCGCUCAGGGGCGUCGGAGGGCUCAUCUUUGACGCCAACGGCAAGCGGUUCGCCAACGAGUUGGGCAGGCGCGACUACGUCACCGGCGAGAUGUGGAAGAACAAGCCUCCCUUCCGCUUAGCGUUGAACAAGAAUGCUUCCGAUGAGAUCUUGGAGCAUUACACGGGCCGCGGCGUGAUGAAGUUCUACGAGAACGGGGCGGCGCUGGCCAAGGACAUGGGUGUGCCGCUGCAGACCCUCGUCGACUCCCACGAUCAGCACUACCAGGCCUCGCAGAAGAUGGCCAAGGACCCCGAGGGCGGCUCGUGGCCCGCAUACCCCUCUGGCAAGUCGUGGGACGAGCCCAGCGGCAAGACCGGCUCUGGCAAGAAGUUCUACCACAAUGUCAUUCCCGGCUCUCAGGUCGCCACCGAGCCGUUCUACGUGGCGAUCAUCACGCCGGUGAUCCACUAUUGCAUGGGUGGCCUGGAGAUCGACGCCAAGUCGCGCGUCCUCAAGCCUGCGGGCGUCAUCGAGGGCCUCUAUGCCGCCGGGGAGCUCGCGGGCGGCGUGCACGGCAACAACCGCCUGGGUGGCAACUCGCUGCUGGACUGCGUGGUCUUCGGCCGCGUGCCCGCCGCUCGGGGCCCCCCCCCGCCCCAUGCUCGGCGGCGACGUGAAGAAGGUGGACCUGAAGGAGCUGGCGGCGAGGAAGCCCAUCCGGGCGUCCGCGGGCGAGGCGCCCGCCGCGGCCGCGGAGAAGCCCGCGGCGGGCCACGUCAAGGUGGACGUCCCAUGGUACCCGCAGGAGGCCCCGCCGGCGGUGGCGGACGGCAACUGGGCCUUCUUCCGCAAGGGGGACGCCGACGCGAGGGCGAAGAAAAUGUUCCUGGCGGCGAUCGCAGCCUCGUUCACGAUCAGCUGGAGCGUGCUUCACUUCGGUGGGUACGGUGGCUUCACCGUCCAUCAUUGAGCGGACGUAGUUAG
Molecule: messenger RNA, 1776 nt
Organism: Prorocentrum cordatum
Lineage: Eukaryota; Dinophyceae; Prorocentrales; Prorocentraceae
Source: the annotation of a GenBank genome assembly